Adelges cooleyi (spruce gall adelgid) is the source of this 3821-nucleotide messenger RNA. It is a transcript of the gene cnc, whose product is annotated as segmentation protein cap'n'collar. Lineage: Eukaryota; Metazoa; Arthropoda; Insecta; Hemiptera; Adelgidae. Bases 339 to 3020 code for a protein of 893 amino acids. Gene Ontology annotation, molecular function: DNA-binding transcription factor activity, RNA polymerase II-specific; RNA polymerase II cis-regulatory region sequence-specific DNA binding. Gene Ontology annotation, biological process: regulation of transcription by RNA polymerase II. The transcript has 15 exons. The record is from RefSeq and is a predicted model, not a curated record. Gene Ontology annotation, cellular component: nucleus.
GUGUUCAUUUUGCUUGUAUGUUAGUUGUGAUCUGUGACGAGUUUUUUGAAAUAUUGAAAUUGUACUUUACCGUUUAUCCAGUAUCUAUUGGUGAUUUCUAGUGUUUUAUUUUUGAAAUCCUAACGUUGUCGAUUCUUGUAUAAAUCUUGACUACGGAUCAAAGACACAUAGAUUGUAUAUUGUUUUGUUCUAAAAAUGCCAGUGUGUUGCGACUUAAUCGAUUUCGACGCGGUAGUGACUCAGAGUUGAACGUAUUAAGUGUGCAUCUUUUGUUAUGAAGCUGUGUGGGACGACGUAGCAUUUCGUUACUAAUAUUUCAGAGACUCAAAAAGAAAAUCAUGUUGCGUCUGAAAAAAGGUUUUUCGGAGCAUCUGCUCCAAGUGGCGCUGCUGUUGUCACUGAUCGGCUCCGACCGUCUGUGGCCCUCGUUCGGCAUCUGGUCAUCUGCUCCGUCGGCCGAAGUCGAAGUGGGCCCGCUGCAGCGAUGGAACGACGACGGUUACUCGCCCGGAUUCGGACCGUUCACGGAAAUCCAUCCCAAACACGUAGAUCGCGAUCUGGAUCGGCAAUGGCUGCUCGGCGAGCUGCUAUCGCUCGGUCGCUACGGCGAAAGGUAUCCGUCCAACAUCGAGGCGUAUCUGUUGAACGUGGACGGAGGCGAUGAGAACAACGAUCAACAACAGCAGGACGGGCGUGGCGUCGUCAAGACCGAACCCAAAGAGGACGACAGCGGCAACGGCGACGAAGACGGCGACGAGGACAGCCCGUUCGACACGGACAUCGUAGACGAUGUCUUCACUUUGGAGCCAGAGGACGCUGAACUGGUGGAGGCCCUGUGGAAAGUCGACUUGGACUACGGAUCGGCAGAGGUUGGCGAACAGCGAGUCGAUUUCCCUUACGACGACGGCGAACAGCCUUUUUUGUUGCCAGGGGACGAGCCCCCUUCGUGGAACCGCACUUUCAGCAGUCCCCGUAGCCCUACGGACCGCAGUUGGUUCUUACCGCCUUUGGGUUUCAACUCCAGUGACUUGUCCGACGAAGGAGCCGCCCAACGUAGCCGAGAGGGUUUGGACAAUUCUUGGGAGGUGAGCCGCUGGCUUGUGGACCUCAGAUCAGAAGAUACCGCUCGUUCGAGAGGGAUUUCCACCGACAAUGACACCGAAACGUCGGAUUUGGAUGCCGAAGAGUUCAAGCACAACAAGUCACCCAGUAAAGCUGCUUCUUCUCCUAGACUAACUGAAGAUCAACGGGUGAAAGAAUCUUCGUGGUACGAACCGUCGUUUGAAUUCGACUUGGACGAUUUCGAGUCGUUCGCCGACGACAUGAUGCAGUGCUAUUCGCAACCGCCGCCGUCCACCAGACACUUUCAGGGAAGGAUGGGUUAUACUAGAUCCGGCGGAAACGGCAUGGACCAGCGAGGAUGGCAAGACUUGGCGGCGUGUAGUCCUAUGUUGGCUUUUCCCGGUGAAGGUCAACAUCAACACUACGCCCAACAUCCGUCCACGCUCAAUUAUCCCGGAUCCAGCAUGUACCAUCCAAACUCAUCAGGAAACGUGCUGCUCCAGAACGUCAGCUUGUGCGCACCACCUCCGCCGCCACCACCGACAACCACCACCGAUAUGAGUCACGCCUCGUCGUCAUUGCACCCCAUUUCCCAUUACCAUCAUCAUUCUUCGUCGCUCGGUGUCUCGCCCAACUGUAAUCUCAGCUCGGCCGUAGCUACAUCCCUUCACUUAGCCGGCAGCUCCUCGGAACAACCGGCUUCGUUCAAAACCGAACCGCCGCAACACCAACACGAAAUGAUGUUCCCUUACCACCAGAACCACAAUAGCGAAAUGGCAGCACCGUCAUCCGACGGUCUCCUGUCGUCCAUUUUAAACGACGACGACUUGCAGCUGAUGGACCCGGCUAUGGCGCCAGACGGCAACAUGUACCCAGUGCGGAUGAUGGACAGUGCAAGUUCGGUGGCUUGCAACAAUACCAUGAACAUGGUUCAGAACAGCAACGCCGGCGGCGAUUCCGACAGCGCUGUAAGCUCGAUGGGUUCCGAAAGAGUGCCGUCACUGUCGUCGGACACUGAAUGGAUGGAAACCAACUCGGACAGCGGCCACAACGACGGGUAUCCGUCACAUUCACACCAAGAAUACGGAAAAAUGAGGUGGUUGGACAAUUACCUGUACUCGGGCGGCGCUCGAGGACACUCGUCGGCUCCCCAAAAGAAAUAUCAGUUGUACGGAAGGCGUUUAGUCGAUCCCGCCGCGGGAACUUCGAACGGCUCUGAAUCGGCGAGACAAAACCACGCCGGAGGUAUGGUGGCCGAUCCGCUGACCUUACCGUACGACAUGUCCGUAAGAGACGGAAUUCCCGUGCCGGGCGCUUCCCAGUUCACCAGGCACAUGGCCGGUUGCUCCCGAGUGUUGACGCCCGAACAUCAAGUAGCGCUUAAUCACACAUACGCCAUGCCGCCCGAAGGUCUGCCGAGGACUCCUCGCACCAAACUCAAGAGCAGUUGUAAGAGGUCUGAGGAAGAACAGCUGACCAGAGACGAGAAACGCGCCCGGAACCUCAACAUCCCCAUCACCGUCGACGACAUUAUAAAUCUGCCCAUGGACGAAUUCAACGAGAGACUGUCCAAAUACGAUCUGUCCGAAAGCCAACUGACGUUGAUCAGAGACAUCAGACGUCGCGGCAAAAAUAAGGUGGCAGCCCAGAACUGUCGAAAACGCAAACUAGAUCAGAUACUCAGUUUGGCCGACGAAGUAAAACAGAUGAAAGAUAGAAAGUUCAAUUUGUUGCAAGAACGUGAAUAUUUAAUGACCGAACGGAUGAGAGUCAAAACGAAAUACGAUUUAUUGUACAACCACAUAUUUGCUAGCUUAAGAGAUCCAGACGGCAACCCGUACUCACCAUACACACACACGUUGCGCGAACAGCCUGACGGAAGUGUUAGUAUUGUGCCCAGAAAUAAUGGAACUCAGACUGACCGUAAUCCUCGGCCCAAGCAGCACAAGGACAAAUAGUUGUUGUCCGUUGUGGUGAACUGCUUAUAAUUAAGAAAAAUUUAUUUUUUGUUAAAUGCUGUGAUAUGAAAUUAUGGACGGUCGUGUCCGCCUCAAAAUUAUCAGGGAGCCGCGUGUACUUAAUAAUUUUGCUCAAUUGAUUGCAACUAAUUUUUAUUUUGAAUUUCUCAUCCCAAAGACAUCGCAGUUUAAAUGAAUUCUCCUUGAUAACACCUUUAUUAAUUUAUUUUUAAAUUAGCUAUUACUUUUUUUUAUUAUAAAAAAAAAAAUUUGAAAAAAAAAAACAAUUUUAAAUUUAUGAGAAAUCUUGACGAUUUGGUUUUUUGUACAUUUUGUCUACUAUUUUAUAUUUUAUUUGACUCGCGUAAAAAAAAAAAAUAAUAAUAAUACUAUUAUUCACAGAUCAAAUUAAUUCUGCUCAAUGCGUUGUCAUUUAAACAUUUUUUUUAAAUCUCAUAAGUUAUUUAUUUGUAAUUUUUAUUCUCUUUUAUAACAAGUUCUAUAAUUUUUCUUAAUAAUAGGGAAACGGAUGGUAUUUGGUUGAAUUCAAAAAUUCAUACUAAUUUAUUAUUAUUAUUUUAACUUGGUGAUUUUAUAAAUAAUUUAUUGUAUACUAGUUUUUUCUUUCUUUUUCUCACUCUCUUUAACCAUAAAUGUAUUGACAAAUUUAUAUUUCAUUGCGUUUUUGGUUUAUUAAUAUUGUAAAAAAAAUUAUAUAUAUAUGGUAAAUAUCUAAAUUAAUAUAUUAUACAUAGCUUAAUGAAGAAGGUUAUUAAUCAAUUUCAAAAGAUCGACAGUUUA